ACCUCGCCUGGGUUCCAGAUCCUGGACGCCUUCCAGCUUCAUAUAAAUCAUCCUGCAGAGCGCAGAGCAAGUAAAGGUUCUGAUGGGAACACAUGCAGACAUGAGUCCUCCUCCCAAAGACGUUAAAAAUGAAACUGAAGCUGGGACAGCAGAUGCAGUUGGGACGGGGACCAGAACUUCCAGUGGGGUCCGGGUUGCAGACGGCACUGUAAACGGGUGUAGAGCCAGGAAUGGGGCUGUAGACGGAGCCAGGAAUGAAGCGGCAGUUACAGACGGACAAAGACCACCACCCUGCGCCCGCCACCCCUGGAGCGUCCACCCCAGGUCCAAAGACCGGCGGUACCGCAGCAGCCACCGGUUGGUGCUCCACUACCUGGUCCCCUGCAUGAGCUCCUACGGCAUGUGCAUCAUCGACAACUUCCUUGGGAGCAAAACCGGGGACCGGAUCCUGCAGGAGGUCCAGGAGCUCCACCGCGCCGGGAAGAUGCGGGACGGCGAGCUGGCCAGCAGGGGGCUGGAGCGGACCAGCAGCAUCCGCGGGGACCAGAUCGUCUGGGUGGAAGGGAAGGAACCGGGCUGCGAGAACAUCGGAUACCUGCUGUCCAGGAUGGACAAACUGAUCACCUACGCAGACGGGAAGCUGGGAAACCACAAGAUCAGAGGGAGGAACAGCAAGGCCAUGGUGGCGUGUUACCCAGGAAACGGGGCCGGUUACGUCAAACACGUGGACAACCCGAACUUCGACGGGCGCUGCAUCACCUGCAUCUACUACCUCAACAAGAACUGGAACGCCAAGGAGCACGGCGGCAUCCUCAGGAUCUUUCCCGAGGGGAAAUCAUACGUGGCCGACAUCAAGCCGCUGUUCGACAGGCUGCUCUUCUUCUGGUCCGACCGCAGGAACCCACAUGAGGUGCAGCCCUCCUACUCCACCAGGUACGCCAUCACAGUUUGGUAUUUCGACUCUGAGGAGAGAGCUGAGGCCAAGAGACGCUUCAGAGACUUGACAGCCUCCACCCAGCAGCAGGGCAGCAGCUCCGGCUGAUGGAGAGCAAACAUGGCUGCCUGGUGUUUGAUCUGCGGGAGAGGACGGCACGAUUCCUCAAAGCUUCUGGAAAAGCUGAAAGAAAAAGGACCAAAAAAAAAGUAUUUUCACUGUGUUCUGGACUCUGAGGACUCGAGGGUCCGUCGGGGGCUGCAAACAACAACCUGCUGCGUUCAGGUGACCGGCAGCCGCUCUGGACUUUUCCUGCUUUACUUUGUGCAAUACUCUUUGCUGACUAAGGGAAACAGCGGACUGCACCUUUAAAGCUUCAGCACGCUUCACAGCAGAGGAGGAGGAGGAGGAGGAGGAGCAGGAGGAGAGGACAGUGUUUACAGAACUGUGGAGAACCAUCGUGGAGCUGUUUACUAGUGAAUGACAGAUUGUGGGCUGGAACUCACAACAGGAUGUGUUUAAAUCUGCAUAACUUUAUAAACUGGUGUUUGAUGCUAACGCAGGCCGGCGGCGGUGAAAUGACCACGGAGAGAGACAGAGUCUGCUUUUCUGUGCAGAUCAGUUACGAAUUACGAAGAAAAAAGAAAGAAGAGUUCAUUUUGUUCAUGUUCAGCUCAACAGUCCUAAGCCCCGCCCCUUUCUGCUCUGUGCUCCAAUCACAGUUGAGCAACCCUCGGCCAACUUCCUCCUUUUCUGUACGUAGAUAUGCUAUAUGCUAGGCUAAUCUUUAUGUUGAAAAGACGACUACACUAAAAAGAUAAACGAACGUUAGCUAACUUAAGAUGUGACUAAAUGUCUCUUUUACGUGUGGUUGAGCACGCAGCAUAAACACAGGAGUACAUACAGGAAGCAUUAACUGUUAACUGUGGCGGGACUUAUGGAGGGUCAAUUUAAUGUCUACAACAUUUAACCUGUAGUAAUAAUAAGACAAUCUUAAUGUCCACUUACUAGCUUUUUUUACAUCUUUGCACUAAGAAAACUGUGUCUGCAGGAAGACUGAGUCAAGGUUGAAAGCUCCAAAAAAAGCUAAUAAGUAGACCUUAAAAGUACAAAAACCCCUCGUCCAAACAUGAACCGCCCGCACUCACGUCCACAGCGACAGUCCAUCAAUCAAUCGUUUAAUCGUCACGAGGACGGUCCGUACGCAGUCUGUCGGAUGAAGCUCGCUGACGGCAGCUUGCUUUGUCCAUGUUAGCAAACGUUAACCAGCUAAAACCACAAUCUAGUCCACUAUAGUAGCUAUAGCUCACAGAGACUGUAGUCUCUGAGCUCUCACUUUGCACUUUGUGGUGGUGUUAACUAACGUUGCACACUGAAGGGAAAGCCUCCUUCGGUUUUAGAGAGGAGUCCACAGGUUGUUAUUUUAAAUGAUUAAUACAUAAAAAAGAGAGUUACGUCUCUUCUUUUGGGACUUUAAACAAACUUAUGAAACAUAGUUGAAUGUGUGUUUCCACUCUGAGCUGCUGCUGCUGAGCGUUACGACUUUGUGAUUCCUUCCUUCACUCUCUCCGCUGUGAGUUUUUGCUCCUGAAUCUUAAAAUGGCCGCCGGCGCUGCAGAAGGACGAAGAGGAGAGAGAUUCCACUGAUGCAGCAGAUUUGACGGGCGGCGUGUGAAGCGGCUGUCACAGACCGACUGUAUGAGAGCGGAUGAAUAAUUGAUGCUCCGUUCAAACGGCUCUUCGGAGACGUUAUUGAGCCCCGAGUCGCCGUCCUGAAAGAAUAACGCUCGCUGCCAGCGUGCGCCUUUAAAACUGAUGUGUCACUCCGACUGCAGUUAGUGUGUCUGCUGGAAGAGAGACCUUCUGUCUCGGUCCAGAUUCUAUCAAUGCUCUGUAAACUGUUUGUGACACAAACAAUAAACGAUGCACAACGUAAG
Messenger RNA from Morone saxatilis (striped sea-bass), 2871 nucleotides. It is a transcript of the gene egln3, whose product is annotated as egl-9 family hypoxia-inducible factor 3. Gene Ontology annotation, cellular component: nucleus; cytoplasm. Gene Ontology annotation, biological process: cellular response to hypoxia; peptidyl-proline hydroxylation to 4-hydroxy-L-proline. The record is from RefSeq and is a predicted model, not a curated record. Gene Ontology annotation, molecular function: L-ascorbic acid binding; peptidyl-proline 4-dioxygenase activity; ferrous iron binding. The coding region runs from base 83 to 1042 and encodes 319 amino acids. NCBI's taxonomy places the organism in Eukaryota, Metazoa, Chordata, Actinopteri, Moronidae. The transcript has 5 exons.